AUGGACAUCACUGACCGAAUACAGUAUCUGAAAGAGUGUCGCCAUAAGGAGCCUGAACAACUCUGGCGCGGAUUCUCGGACAAAUUUCGACUGACUGUACCAUCCAGCUGGUUCGACGCAAUUGCGAGAAGUCUGGACUCUUUACAGGAGGAUUCGGAAUACACAACCUGGGCAAGAGAAAUGAAGGAGAUGCUUCUAUCAAAGCGCUGCCAGGAUUGGAGAGCACAGUACCUGCAACCAAGACGGUCUCGACUUCAGGGGAUCCUCCAACGGUCAACAGCACAGGAGUCAGCAGGCGCUAUAUUUAAUGCUCAGAGCAUGAUUAGGCAGGCGCGCCAUGUGCUUAGCAGCAGCGUACAAGCUGAACUCGGAGGCUUAAGUACGAUCGAUGCUCCUUUGAUUACAUCAGAAACAAUUGAAAGUGGACAGACAGCAAAAACUGUGUUGAUUCGUGUCAAAGGUCUUACCGGCUCUUUAUCUUGUGGCAAUAGACGAGCCAUCGCCAUCACGAGCUAUGGCGAAUGA
Molecule: messenger RNA, 525 nt
Organism: Gamsiella multidivaricata
Lineage: Eukaryota; Fungi; Mortierellomycota; Mortierellomycetes; Mortierellales; Mortierellaceae
Exons: 2
Coding region: 1-525 (174 amino acids)
Source: RefSeq, a predicted model, not a curated record